UAAAGGGAUCCACGGUGUCUCUACACUUCGCAUCAUUACCGCGGUAACGUGCGACGAUUCACCUAACCAACGGACGCUGAUCUUACUUCUUCUUUUUCUUCUUAUUCUUAUUAUUAUUCUUCUUCUUCUUCUUGCUACAACAUAUUAUAUUGUCACCUAGUUAAAUCUAGUUUUUAUUUUUAAAUCUAAUACAAUUACAUAUCAUCUUUCUUCGUUGGUAAUCUUUUUUUUUUCUUUCUAAUUCCAAUUAUCCGGUUACCUCAGCGAACUCUCUCAAAAAAUCCAACAUGAGGGCUGAAUUUUGCUUGAGAACCAGUACUCUUCUACUCAUCUUCGGCAUCGUUUGCGCAGUGGAAAAUUAUAUGGAUUAUGCAGACGAGUCGCCAGACAAAUCACCAACCGAGAAUAUUCACCAGCUUUACAGACUCAUCUUGCAACGGAAUGCCAUGGAAAAUGGCGGGUUUGGUGAAAUUCCAUUGGAACAUUUGAUGAUUCGUAAAUCGCAACGAUCACCGUCUCUGCGUUUACGAUUUGGACGUUCCGGUUCACCUCACGUUUCAACGGGUUUACUCUCGAAGCCGAUGGCCGCGGUAGCGACGGGUUUCGAGGAUAACAAUUAAUAAAGAAAACGGAUUAAAUUAUUUUUUUUUUGUUCCUUUGCGAUAAUAACACAUCAUUUUCCAAUAUUUCUCAUACAUAUUAAAUCAAAUAAGAAACUUGUGUCGUACAUAUUAUAUUUAAGAUAAGAACAAAAUGUGUAAAACAUCUUCCUAAAUUAAUCGAAACUAAUUGAUUAUUAUUUUAGUUACCCUUCAUUAGUAGUAACAUCGAUGUUCUCUCUUUAACCAAGGCUAAAAAAGAAAAAGUCAUUUGAACAACAGUAACAAGAACAAUCAUUUGAAAAUUUGAUCAGGAUCAUUUAUUUUCUUUUUAUUGUUAAACUAGAAAAAUAAUGAAUGUAAAAUAUAUUGAAUUGACAGAUGUAACGCGUUAUUUUAAGUUAUCUAUUUUGAUUAAUCGACGAUUAUAAAACUAUGAAUUACGUUAGAUAAGAGGAGGAUGAUUGUCGUUACUACGUAGAAAUUAUUUACAUUGUGUUGCAUACUUUAUAUAUAUAUAUAAAUACAUAAUCGUCUCAAUAUGUACUGCUUGUUUUAUGUAUUGAAAAAAAUGAAGGCUUAAAAAGAAAAUCGAAAUAACGAAUCCUGGCUUCUGGGUCUAAACGUUUAAAAGAAAAACUAUAAUAUCUUUAUGUAAUAACUUUUCGCAAUCUCUAACUUUAAUUCUCGAUUGAGAAAGAAUUUGCAAAAUAAAAUCUAAAUAAAUGUUCUAUCACGAAUUUAUCCUAUUCCGACAUUUAAUUCGAUCUGUAAUAUUUCGAAGAACGUUUAUUAAAAAAAAAAUGAAUUUGAAUUAACGAAUGUGAAAAAAAAAGAAAAAAGAAAUCUAAAAUGUAUGUUAUGUGCCAAAAAAAUGAAAUAUAAUACUGUACCAAAAAUAGAGAAGAAUGAAUAAAGGUUUAAUCGGUGUUUGAAUUAAUUUCAAAAACA
Polistes canadensis is the source of this 1550-nucleotide messenger RNA. Its product is annotated as short neuropeptide F-like. The transcript has 4 exons. The record is from RefSeq and is a predicted model, not a curated record. Lineage: Eukaryota; Metazoa; Arthropoda; Insecta; Hymenoptera; Vespidae. The coding region runs from base 288 to 620 and encodes 110 amino acids.